ACGAGUGGGCGUUUCGUUGCUGGGUUCGGCGCUCGCCGGGCGUUUCCCGCGGCUGUUAGACCAGCAGCCGUUCCUCCGGAGUAGUCUCUAGUAGGAUUGACAGUUACAGAGUGAAAAAACUUGGUCGUCUUGGCCUGGAAAAUAGUAACCCUGACGAAUACAUAGACGUGCUACAGGAAACGGAGGAUGUGAUGGAGUUGCUUGAAGAAGACCUCACGUGCCCGAUUUGUUGCAGUCUGUUUGAUGACCCUCGAGUUUUGCCCUGCUCGCACAACUUCUGCAAGAAAUGCUUAGAAGGACUCUUAGAGGGGAAUGUGCGGAAUUCACUCUGGAGACCAUCUCCAUUCAAGUGUCCCACCUGUCGUAAAGAAACAUCAGCUACUGGAGUCAAUAGCUUGCAGGUCAAUUAUUCCCUGAAGGGCAUUGUAGAAAAAUAUAACAAAAUCAAGAUCUCUCCCAAAAUGCCAGCCUGCAAAGGACAUGUAGGGCAGCCUCUCAACAUUUUCUGCCUGACUGAUAUGCAGCUCAUCUGUGGGGUCUGUGCUACUCGUGGCGCCCAUACUAAACACGUUUUCUGUUCUCUUGAAGAUGCCUAUGCUCAGGAAAGGAAUGCCUUUGAGUCUCUCUUCCAGAGUUUUGAGACCUGGCGUCGAGGAGAUGCUCUUUCUCGCUUGGAUACCUUAGAAACUAGCAAAAGGAAAUCCCUACAGUUACUGACCAAAGAUUCAGAUAAAGUGAAGGACUUUUUUGAAAAAUUACAACAUACAUUGGAGCAAAAGAAGAAUGAGAUCCUGUCCGACUUUGAGACCAUGAAACUUGCAGUUAUGCAAGCCUAUGAUCCAGAGAUCAACAAACUCAAUACUAUCUUGCAGGAGCAACGCAUGGCCUUUAACAUUGCUGAGGCUUUCAAAGAUGUGUCAGAGCCCAUCAUAUUUCUACAACAGAUGCAAGAAUUCAGGGAGAAAAUCAAAGUAAUCAAGGAAACCCCUUUACCUCCUUCUAAACUGCCCACAAACCCUCUAAUGAAGAACUUUGAUACCAGUCAGUGGGAAGAAAUAAAACUAGUAGAUGUGGAUAAGCUUUCUUUGCCUCAAGACACCGGCACACUUAUUAGCAAAAUUCCUUGGGAUUUUUAUCUGUUAUUUGUAAUACUCUUACUUUUGGGCCUUAUCCUUUCCUUUGGUCCUGGCUUAUCUCUGGAAUGGUCUCCAUUUGAUAAAUUUGUAGCUUGGAAAGAAAAUCUUUCAAACAUCAGUUCCCUCUAUCUGACGAAAUCAGCUGAUGUCUUAGAACAAUCAAUUUUUUACUGGGAACAGGUGGCAGAUGGAGUUUUCAUUUUCAGUGAACAAUUCAAGAAUUAUACUUUGAUAGUGCUGAACAAUGUGGCAGAAUUUGUGUGUAAAUAUAAACUAUUAUAAAAUCUGUUUCAGAUGUCUUUUGUUGUCUGAGUAUAGUAUUAGUUCAGUUUUGCUAACAAUUCCAAGUCAGACACCUCAAAAGUACACCUCCCAAAAUGCUUUAUAUAGUUAUGUUGUUCAUGUGAAAUGCUUAAAGGUAAAAGUGUAAUUUAAUGGUACAAUUCUGAACCUCCUGUUUUGAAAAGUGCUGAGAUAAGCACCCUCCCAUUAAUGUGUUGUUUAUAUUAAAAUGGAUGUGGAAGAGAACUCAUGAUCUAAUGUAUUAUUGAGGUCUUUGUUCAUCAAACAGACAAUAAAGACUACAAUUUGGAGAUAGGA
Molecule: messenger RNA, 1736 nt
Organism: Echinops telfairi (small Madagascar hedgehog)
Lineage: Eukaryota; Metazoa; Chordata; Mammalia; Afrosoricida; Tenrecidae
Gene: TRIM13
Product: tripartite motif containing 13
Exons: 3
Coding region: 192-1418 (408 amino acids)
Biological process (GO): innate immune response; positive regulation of canonical NF-kappaB signal transduction; positive regulation of macroautophagy
Molecular function (GO): zinc ion binding
Source: RefSeq, a predicted model, not a curated record